This is a messenger RNA of Annulohypoxylon truncatum, 2473 nucleotides long. RefSeq names its product peptidase C1B, bleomycin hydrolase. Gene Ontology annotation, cellular component: cytoplasm. Bases 361 to 1887 code for a protein of 508 amino acids. The transcript has 2 exons. Gene Ontology annotation, biological process: response to toxic substance; proteolysis; L-homocysteine catabolic process. Lineage: Eukaryota; Fungi; Ascomycota; Sordariomycetes; Xylariales; Hypoxylaceae. The record is from RefSeq and is a predicted model, not a curated record. Gene Ontology annotation, molecular function: cysteine-type aminopeptidase activity.
AUUUGCAGUACACCGUAAUGGGCAAGUCUGGCGGAGAUAUGGUCAGCAGAGCUUCUGUCUUAACCAAUCAGGCAGGUGAUCCUUCCUUAUCCAGCAUCUGUUGUGAUAAGGUGCAAUCGUAUCAUCCUCCCACCUUCUACCUUUAGAUCCCUUAUCCUAUGUGAUUCAUAAUCUCUAGUACUAGAGCAUUAUGUCGUAAAGUUCGUCGUAGAAAGCAAACUGAAACUCAAAAUUAUCUAUUCGUGCAACUACCAAAGUGCUUAUGAGGAUAGCUAGAUUGGCAUCCAUCUUCAAUCUUCCCCCAACUACCUUAUUUAAGUGAUAAAGCUCAUAUCAAAUCCCUCGUAGUUAUCAUUGAUAAUGGGUGCCCAGCAGUCUAAGAGUUCGCCUGAAGCGGCAGCGGUUGCUGCGCAUGAGAAAGCCGUUCUCGAACGCCUACAGAGCCUCAGGUUUGAGGACGACUUCGUUCAUGUUCACAGCGAGAAGGGGGCGUCAUCCAAUGGGCGUAUAAGCCGACAACCGGAGGGGCUAGAUAUUGAGAUCACUCAGGAUUGGCAGUCUAAGUUGCUUUCAGAUCCUAAGAACAGAUUGGCACUCUCUGCCCUCAGCUCUGCGAACCCCAAGGAUGUCUUGACUGCCCGUUCUGCGAAGAUCGCGGACCAGCAGGUAUUCAAUGUUCGCAUACCAUUCGAAGGUGCUCCCAUCACAAACCAGCGAUCUUCGGGUCGGUGCUGGCUUUUCGCUAGCACGAAUGUAUUCCGUAUCGCUCUCAUGAAGAAGUACAACCUCGACUCGUUCGAGCUCUCGCAAGCUUAUCUGUUCUUCUGGGAUAAGCUCGAGAAGUCAAACUACUUCUUAGAGAACAUUAUCGAGACCGCCGACCAGCCCCUGGACGAGAGGUUGGUCCAGAGGUUGCUCGCGGACCCUAUCAGCGACGGUGGGCAGUGGGACAUGGUAUACAACCUCGUCGAGAAGUACGGCCUCGUGCCCCAGGCUCUGUAUCCUGAUAGCUGGAAUGCCAUGACGAGCAGCACCAUCAACUCCAUUAUCGUCGCCAAGCUGCGCGAGUACGCGGUUGUACUUCGGAAAUUGGUCAACAGUCCUUCUACCACAACCGCUAUCCUCUCCGCAACAAAGGAUAAGAUGAUGCGCGAGGUCCACCUCAUCUUAACUCUGACUCUGGGACCGCCGCCCAGCUCAAGCGAGGAGUUCGAGUGGAGCUUCCAGGAUAAGGAUGGACGCGCACGAACUGUAGUCGCAACACCGCAUCGCUUCGCGAAGGAUAUCUCGAGUCCCGAGUUCCGCAUCAGCAGCUCAGCUGUCGCGAGCAUGGUCUCCCUAGUCCAUGACCCGCGCCACGAACCCUUGAGCCUACUUUCGGUCGAUAGACUGGGGAAUAUCGUCGGUGGCCGUGGUAUCACGUAUAUCAAUGUUGACAUGGAAACUCUGAAGCAGGCAUGCGUAGCUAUGCUGCGUGCGGGCCUGCCCGUUUUCUUCGGGUCAGAUGUAGGGAAGUACAGCGAGCGCGUAAGCGGGGUCAUGGAUCUAGGUCUAUUCGACUACGAGCUCGGCUUUAACGUUAGCCUCUACGGGAACCUGGAUAAGGCGGCGAGACUCAGGGUCGGCGAGAGUGCGAUGACGCACGCGAUGGUGCUGACGGCGGUACAUGUAGAUGCGGAGGGGAAGACGGUGCGCUGGAGGGUGCAGAAUAGCUGGGGCGAGAGCGUGGGCGAGAAGGGCUGGUUCGUCAUGAGCGACGAGUGGAUGGAUGAGUUUGUUUAUCAAGCUGUUGUCGACCCGAGGUUUCUGGCACGACGGGUGAGGGAUGUCCUGGGCAAGGAGCCCGUGGUGCUGCCGCUUUGGGAUCCUAUGGGAAGCUUGGCUUAGGGGAAGUGGGGUUCAUGAAUUAAAGAAUGGGGAGGUGAAUGGAUGGUGUUGAUGAUGAUGGUAUCUAGGCAUGGAUUUUCAUCUUUUGGUAUGGAUGUUUCGAGUUUCUAGUUAUGGGCAUGAUGAAUUCACGAAUAUCCUGUUAGUGGGUAGCUAGGGAUGGUUCUAGCUUGUACGGCUCUUGUGUCUUUACUUUGAUUCCAUCUGUUCAUCUACUCCUAAAUCGCACCGACUAUAGUGUUAUCGAAUCUUACUUUAUUUCCAAGUUCAUGUUAUACCUUUUACCUGCUCGUUCCUACCUACAAGACAUGUGGCUUCAGCGAGCAUUUCAUGGCGAGAAGUGUGCCUAUUGUCUAGAGCUUAGGUAGUAUAUAGCGAGAUCGAGAAAUUGAGGACCCCCUUCAGAAAUUCAUAUAAUUCUAAUAAUUAUAUGGAUUAAACCCCAAUGAUGUCUUCUAACCCCUUUUCUAUCUCAGGGGUCAACAUUUACGCUUGGGAUUAAUUCCACCGGAUUCCGAACCCCAUUCACAUACGUUUCACAAUAUUAAACAUGAUAUAAUAUAAUCUGAAGAGCAAUAUACCAAAG